This is a messenger RNA of Gloeophyllum trabeum ATCC 11539, 3291 nucleotides long. Its product is annotated as Rad4-domain-containing protein. Gene Ontology annotation, molecular function: single-stranded DNA binding; damaged DNA binding. Gene Ontology annotation, biological process: nucleotide-excision repair; mismatch repair. Gene Ontology annotation, cellular component: XPC complex; nucleotide-excision repair factor 2 complex; cytoplasm. NCBI's taxonomy places the organism in Eukaryota, Fungi, Basidiomycota, Agaricomycetes, Gloeophyllales, Gloeophyllaceae. The transcript has 11 exons. The coding region runs from base 1 to 3291 and encodes 1096 amino acids. The record is from RefSeq and is a predicted model, not a curated record.
AUGUCUGCUACUCCAGACCAUGGUCUAGAUACUGACGACGAAGACAUGGAAUGGGAGGAAGUCGACAUGCCCGCAGCUGAUGGACUCGCGACCUUAGGUAGUGCGGUGACAGACAGAACAACGAACGACAAUGGCUUCACUGGUACCGCGCAAGGUGGCAGGAGUAUAGAAAUCACGUUGAAACGCGCAAAGGGCAAGGGCAAGGAGGGGCAGAAAGAAGCAGCGAGUCAGAAAGCGAAACAAGCCCAAGCUACCCGUCUCUCCCGCAUAAGGUGUCACAAGAUUCACACCGUCACCCUGCUUGCCAACGCCGCUAUCCGCAAUCAAUGGAUAAACGACCAGCUGCUGCAGGCCCGUCUGCUCUCCAUCCCGCCUUUCCACCUACAGCAGUCGCUCUCUUCCCCGCCGUCCAAGCGCGUCGUGCCCUCAUCCGCGCAGCGGGGCCGCAUGUUCGAGCAAGCUAUCAACAGGCUCGUGGACUGGUGGGCGAAUGAAUGGUUCCAGGUCGAUGACCUAGGCGUGAGGAGGUGGAGUUACGCAGAGGUGCGCAGGGUGUUGGAGCAGUAUCCCCCUUCGUUCGUGCAGGACAGGAAGAAAGGGCAGGAGAAGGGAAAUGGUCAGGUCUCAUCGAUAUCUCGUACAGGUCUUUCUGGGAUUGACCAGCCUGCGAUCGAGCUCCCUGAAGAAGUCAUCGACUUAUUCGCUACGGAACCGCCCCUUGCCUCGGGCCCCAAGUCUCUCGCGAAACACCUCCUCAUGAGGCGCGGGAGCCGAGAUGUAAGUGCACAGCUAUUCACCGGCCUCUGCAGAGCGCUCGGGGUGCCAGCACGGCUGGUGGUCAGUUUGCAGAGUGUCGGGUGGUGGGGGGACAAACCCAAGGCUACGAAGAAGAGAAAAGGUGAUACGAGAGAUGGAAAGGCGAAGGGAAAAGGAGACGCCGAUGGGGAGGCGGACGACGACGAGGAUGAGGAAAUGGAUAUGGAGGAGGUAGAUAUUCCCACAGGUACCACAAAUUCAAACAGCGGGACAUCGACCGCUUCGCGACAUUCGAAGGGCAAAGGGAAGGAGCGGGAGGUUUUUGAUGGGGAGGGGCAGAGACUCGAUGGAGGCUACAUACCUCCCACGACGGGUAACGGGAAGGCGAAAGCUAAGCCCGUGAUCAAGUUGCGCAAAUCGAAAGCCGGAGGCCGCAGACUCAACGAGUCCCCGCCGCCCGAACCUUCCUCGUCGAAGCUGCUCCUCUCCGCAGACCCGGAUCCGUUGACCUCUCCGCCAGUGUUCUGGACUGAGGUCUUCAGUCGGGCCGACGGUGUGUGGAUCCCCGUCGACCCUGUGCGGGGCCUGGUGAACCAGCGGCGGAAGUUCGACCCCGAGUACGCUCCGGGCGGGGACAAGAAGGGGAAGGCCAGGCGGACCGAGGCAAAUCGGAUGGUGUACGUCGUCGGGUUCGAAGAAGACGGGUUCGCGAGGGAUGUCACUCCGCGGUAUGCAACGGAUUUCCUGUCCCGGGUUUCAUUGAUCCAGGGUGCUGCGACGACUUCGAGCACGGCUGCUAGUGGUAGUAGUGCUGCAGACCGUCGUAAAUGGUGGGAGAGAAUUAUGGGCAUGGUUAAGAGACCUUAUGUGUUAAACCGAGAUGAAGUGGAAGAUGAAGGCUUCCGAGAGGUCUUGAGGAGGGAGGGCAUGCCGAGUAGCAUGGCCGGCUUCAAAGGGCACGAAGUUUUCGUCCUUGAACGACAUCUUAAGCAAACGGAGACAAUCUACCCUCUGGAAGAAAUCGGGCGAUUCAGAGGCGAGCCGGUGUACCCGCGGUCAAACGUCGUCCAGCUUAAGACGGCGGAGAACUGGAUGCGCAACGGGAGGGCGGUCAAAGCAGGGGAGCAGCCGCUGAAGACCAUUAAGAUGAGGGCGAGUACCAUCAACAGACGCAGGGAGCUGGAGGUCUUCGGCGGGGGUCGUGCGGAUAACGGGAAAGGGAAAGAGAGGGAGGGGAUUGGGGAGGGAUUAGAGAUUGAUUUGGACGGGGACCUCCCGGGGCAGAGGACGGAGGGAGAUGAGGGGAUUAUGCAGGGACUCUAUGCGGAGUUCCAGACGGAGGUAUACAAACCGCCUCCGGUGGUCAAUGGUAAAAUACCAAAGAACGACUUCGGGAACAUCGAUUUAUAUGUACCUAGCAUGCUACCUGAAGGAGCCGUGCACGUUCCAUUUAAGGGAGCUGCAAAGAUAGCAAGGACUCUUGGAUUCGACUAUGCCGAGGCUGUGACAGGUUUUGAAUUUAGAAAACGGCGUGCAACCCCGAUUAUCACUGGUGUGGUCAUAGCCGCCGAGCACGAAGCUGCACUACUGGAGGCAUAUUGGGAGAUGGAGCGUGAUGCAGAGGAGAAGCGCAAAGCGAAGCGGCACGACCAAGCUCUCAAACGGUGGACACGUCUGAUACAAGGUCUGAAGAUCCGGGAGAGGUUGAAGAAGCAGUACGCCAAUCGCGGGGCUGGUAGCAAUACAGCGACUACGGAAUCAGAUGAGAAGGUCCGCGAAGGCGACAUUGAUAAUGGGGAGGAGCAGGAGAGAGAAGCCUUCGUGGAGCCGGGAGGAUAUCUCACAGCUGUGGAUGAUAUCGUUCAGCCAUUUACGUUACCGAAGUAUCAGCAUCUUGCGGACCUUGUUGCCAAGUCUCGGCCCAAUGGUAGCGGAGCUGUUGAACAAGAUGGCGAUAUUGAAACUGCCGCCAGCGAUGACAUACCUCCGAUGAUAAUGGAGGUUAUCGGUGACGAUGGCGAUGCCAGCGAAGACAUGGAGGAAAUACCUGUCUCUGCUCCUGUUCUUUCGGGCGUGCCGAAAACCAUGCGCGAGCUUGCGGAGGAAUCGGCACGGAAGACGAGCGUUUCACUAGAGCCCGAUGCAAGCAUGGCAGAGAAGCUACCAACUACGGUGCCUUCCCCGGCUCCCGCUCCAGUAAACAGUGCAGAACAACGGGCCACUCGGUCUUCCCGUGGUAACAGUACGAGAAACACACCAUCAACUACUACUGAAAGAAAGAGUGGCGUCGGUCGUCGAAACAACCGAAGAAAGCGUGCCCGCGGGGAACUCUCCGAUUCUGAUCUGGGGGAAGAUCAGCUCGAAAACGCGCAAAGUGAGGAAUCUUCACCUGUCAAGAAGGUCAGGGGUAGGCCGAACACCGCCAGUCCAGUCAAAUCUGACAGGGUAUUGAGAGUACGGAAAUCCAAGACGGCUGCAGAGGUGGAAGAGGAGCGGGACAGGGAGUUGGCGUAUAGACGAGCCGUGGCGGAGUAA